GUGAAUCUAUCACGCCAAAUAUAAUUUCAGUUCGGAAAACAAAAUAAGAAGUACCUACUUACCUAUGUUUCCAGGGAUUACUUAUUACAUUUACAUUAAAGCAAAAAUCUACCUUAUUGUUUUGAAAUUGUUCUAACUUUUAAGAAAAUAAGCUUAUGGUGGAUCAGGAAUCUAAUUGGCUGAUCGUACCUACUCUGGUAAUGCUUACGAAAUCCUUCCAUAGAAAAAAAAUUGGGAGAUUAAAACCUUGUUUGUAAGACAAUUUUAAUUUUUUAAAUGCCAUUCGACGUUUUACCGAUAUUCUUUUGUUCAAACUAGCAUGUUUGCUUGUCAAAGCAAUUUGUUGAUGAAUUCAAUAUUUUCUUCAAGAAUUCGGGUCUAUAAUGGCCCCAAUACGAUACAGUCUCCAUUAUGAAGAUUAUUCUGAACAUUUGAUGUCCAGAUUCGGAAAAUUAUUGCAGAUGCAAUCAUUGGUUGAUAUGACACUUAUGUGUAGUUCCCACACUUUGCGUGUGCACAAAGCUGUUCUUGCUGCAAGUAGUGCUUAUUUUCAGGAAGUUUUACAAAAACAAACUGGAGAGCCCCUAAUCAUACUGAAAAUGCGAUUCAGUGUGUUGAAAUGUCUCGUAGAAUUCAUGUACUGUGGAAAAACUCAAUGUCUAGAAGAAAACUUGGACGAACUUGUAUCAGCUGCUCAGUUCUUAAAGAUCAAAGGACUUUCUAAAGUGACAAAAGAAGGGUUGGGAAUUACAAAUCAGAGCGAAUUACCGGUCUUUACGCCACCUGUUGUAAUAAACCGACCGCCACAGUCACUCAUCGACUUACAUACCCAGGAGGACGUAAAGUCACAGCCACCAGCUCCACUGCCGGCACCCAUCACGAAUCCAGCUGUCGACUCUCUUUCACGUUCCAACAAGCAGGAUAUGGUGGUACGCAUACCAUUCGACAUUGAGAACGGCGGCAACUCGACGGCUGGUGUGGAUUACGUGGAAGGACCGCGCGCCAUCAAGCCCAGGAGAGGGAGACCCAGCGUAAGGCGUUCUGGUGGGUGGGAGACUACUGGCAUAUUGGGGAGAGCCGCAGAGCGCGCACUGAUGCGGCGAGAGCAAGACUCGCGCAAAGCCAUACACCAGCUGAAGCAUUUACAGACCAGGCAUAUGCAGGAUUACAUGGACAGGGUAUCUCUCUCGCAAGCAGUCAAUAGCAUUUGCGGAUCCGACAACACCAACAACCACAAUUAUAUUAAUCUCAAUAAUGAUCUUAUGUAUAUGGACCAGACAGUGUCCUCGAACGUUCUCGAUCCCACCAUUCCAUAUAAUAAAGAACGACCUAUUGAAAGCGAAACUAUAACGUCGAAUUAUGCCAACACUCCCAUGUGCAGUUCAGCCAGUGACUCAACUAAUAGUGGUAUAGGCACUGCAAUGUCUCAAUAUGUAAAUGCUCUUAAAAAUGCAGGAUUGCCAACGGACUUGCCUAUCUUAUUUGAAUCAGGAGACGGAUCUUAUAUUAAUGUCAACGAGCAAGUUCUUUUAGAUAUGGUGCAAAGCAGUGAAAUACAAUACGAGGUUAUAGAGCAACCAAAUAUUAUUGAGAAGGUAGCAGAUCCGAGUGAAAUCAAAAGUAUCGAUGAUCUCUCCAAAUCAAUAGAACGGGGAGAGAUGUUACUUGGAACAAAAAGCUACAAUACAUCUUCAAGUUUUAGUAAGGACACGAGUGAGUAUAGUCAACAAGAGGAAGCUAUCAAUAGCUUAAAUUCGAUCCUCCCUGAUAAUUUGGACUCAUUCGGCGAACAGCAAAAUUUUGUAGUUCUUGAUCCUGGUCUUCAAGAAAGUAAUCAUUCAAUGGACCAUGUGAAUACGCAUGAUUUUUCAGGGAUAGACAGUGACAUGCAAUUUUUCACAAAAUCUAUGAGUGAUGACGUUAAAAAAUAUUAUGAAGAGCAGCAGUUGAAUGAUGCUAGAGUGAUGGAACAAUUAUGCCCGGCGAGUACUUCUUUGGAUACCAGUUUUAGCAUGUCUUUACUUGAUACAAAAUCAUCGCAUAUAAGUGAAAACCUUUCCCAACAAUACAAUCCAUUGAAUCCAGAUGACGAUUUCGGUCUCCAAUUACCACAAAAUACUGAUGAUGCUCUAGACUGCCUUAUGACAACCCCAAAAGAGACAGAUGAGACUACAGAUUACACGGAUAACAAUCUGCUUAGUAAAGAAAAUGCCGAAAGAGACGAAAUAAUCAAAGAUCUCAUGAAUAUAGAAAGCAAUGUAAAUACGGUAGGUACAAAUUCCAAAAUAGAAAAUUUUAGUGAACAUUCACUGAAAAAUAUGGAGCUUGAAACUGAUAAUAAUACAAUUGAUAACGCCGAAGACUUAUCUGAAAAUAUAAAUUCCAGUGAUCUGCAAUGGGAUGCCAUGGAUAUUACUACUAAAGAAAAUUGCAGCGCUUCAAACGAAAAUAAAUCAAGCAAUUGUAAUCAAACUAAUGAUAUACCUGAAAAUCAAUUUCGAGAAUCUGUACUUGACUUAACAAAUUCGUUAAAAGAAAAAUCAGAUUGGGAAAACAUUAUGAAUGAUAAUAAUGGAAUUAUGAAUAAGGAAAACUGUUUUCCAAAUGAAAAUCCUGUAAACAACUCCAAUUUAGAGGACGACAUUCCUUAUGCUGUUGGGUUACAGCCUUUGAAAAAGGAUCAGCAAACGGAAGAUUUAAGUAUACACAAAAGAAAACAAUCGCUUGAUGUGGAUAUGUUAGAUAAUGUCGAUGCAAAGUGUUUGAAACGUAAGAUGAAAUAUAAGAAGUUGUGACAUUUAUAGUAUUAUUAUAAAUAUACCAAUAAAUGAAGAACAAAAGAGAUUUUAUUUUAUAAAUCAUGUUCAAAUAAUUUUUGUCUAUUUGGUUUGGUAGUUUGUUACUAAUCCACAUUUUUUUGCAGCAAAUUUGCUAAAUCUUGGUCCAACCAAAACUAGAUUAGCUCAUAGAAAAAUGUCAUAACGUUAAUGUCAAUUUGGACAUCAUUGUAUGGACUAUAACUAGUGAUAUCGAGGUUUAGCAAAAUUGCUGCAGGCGGUGGACCUUAAAGUCUAACACUUUAGCAAGCCCGGGCCAUUUCUGUGAUUUAUGGCAUACGCAAACAAGAAAGUAAAAGUACCGCGUACAAAAAGUCCCUCGAACAACCGAGGGACACCGAGAUCGGACUGAAGUACGGGGAUGUCCCCGAAAAAAUAGAACUCGUGUGACUAGGCGCAGCAUACAGGGAACUAGGCAAUAUAGUCUGCGCUGCGCGCUCGAUCCAAUCAUAGCAAAUAACCCUCUUAAAAAAGUAUUAUCUCCUCUUUUUCUUCAGCUUCAGUUAAUUAGUCCGGUGUGAAUUUAUUUUUCACAAUUCGCGGUUUAUUCCCUUUACGGAAAAAGAAAGCGAGCGCGGGCCACUAGUUACGAAAUAAAAUUUAGACUUUCUUGUGGGUCGUUUAUUGUAAACAUCAGUCACCAACAUUUAUAAGGCAUUUGUUAAGGGUUAUUAUAAUAAACGUUUUGUUGGCGUACAAAUAUACAAUACAAUUGUACCAUAUACAUUCUUCUUUGUACUAUACAUACAGCAUCCCAUAAAAAAAUACUCUUUCUCAAAAAUAAUAUAAUGUGAUGUGCUUCGUGAUAGUUAAAUUAUUCUGCCCAUGUCGAUUUAUUCGAUUGGAUAUAUUACACUUAUUUCUGUUAAUAUUUAUUGAACAUGCCCACAAUGUCUCAGUUCUUAUACUACCUUAAAAUAGAACAUGAACAUGAAAAUGGCUCGGAUUAGUGGUAUGUAUACUCCACAAUAAAAGUACUUACGUCAAUUCAUUGCAAUACUCUUAAUAACUACGAGAUUCUAAAACCUGGACGUAAAUAUUAAAUUCGCGAGUGUUAAUCGUUGAACCCUUCUUCACUCAGGCAUAACUAUUUAAUUAACAUGUAAUUACGUGAAAGAUACAUAUUCCAUAUUUGUCGGUUCACUGUUUUUUUUCCAUUUCCAUGUAAUUGAAAUGUUUAUUGGGUAUCAAUAUCAUGAUUAUUUUCAAGGGAUAGCGUGUUCUUUUGAAAUUGGCGUCAAUAAUUAACACUAGUGAUUUAUAACAAAUUACAAUACUCUCUAUUUAAGUUUGUUCAUUGUAUAAGUAGUUUACCUUUUUUUUCGCAAAAGCGUGUUUGCCAAUUAGAGUAUACCGACAAGUUGUAUAGUAGUCCGGGCAAAUCGUAAUGUUUCGUCGAAAACGUGGUAACUAACUAAUCUAACUUGUAACAAACUUAAAGAGCUAAUAUUGCAAUACCUUAAUGUAUUUAAAAUUUUAUUGUCAGGUAAUGACAAAGGUAGAUUAAUAUUAAUUUAGUAUAAAAAUAAUUUGCCUGUUCCAAUAUUGUCUUUGAUUGCAGCUGUGUGCCAAAAUUAGAUAAACGGAUUAACCCCAAGUUGGUAAGUCUUUUGAACAAUUUUUUAUAUAGAAAUACAUACAAAACAACUAUUACUGGAGUACAAAUGCUCGUUUUCAUCACACAUACAUCUGCCCCCACCGGAAUUCAAACCCGGGAACAACGGCGACACCUUGAAACCCGGCGUACAAACCACUCGGCUACGGAGGUCGCCAAUAUUAAAGUUGAUACUCCUUAACAUGGGUAGAAAAUUGACACAAUUAAGCAAUCAAAGGCGUAGAAAUUGCUUUCUUCUAAGAAUAGUACCUUUGCUGUAAGAACGUACAGACACUGCAGUUGCACAACACUGCGCGACAUAAUAAUGCUAAAUAAUAAGAUAAUAUACAAUAUUGAAACAGAUCCGCGACAUCUUAAAGUAAAACAGUGAUUAAAGCUAUAUUUAAAAGCUAAAGAUCAACUUACUUGUAAUAAAUUACACAAAAUAAAAGAUAUAAUUAUCUUCAACAUAUUGAUACUGAAAUAUAUAGUAAAAAGUAUAAAAGAAAGACAUAGUUUAAAAUAUAAACGCGGCUGGAUAAUAAUCACAACCUAGACGUAGAAAAUGCAUUCAUAUCAUGAUAACAAUAAGAAGUGUAAAACACUGUAAAUAAUAUCAUAAUUAAUUAUGGAAUAUAAAAAAGCUGUCUUUAAAGAUAUGUUUGUGUCUGGUUAAUAUCACGACAAUUGCAAAUAAACAGCGAUCACUAAAAAUAUCAGAGAUUCUAUGGUUAAAGUAUGAGUAUUGCUAGCGGUACCUCUGAC
Chilo suppressalis (striped riceborer) is the source of this 5196-nucleotide messenger RNA. The record is from the annotation of a GenBank genome assembly. NCBI's taxonomy places the organism in Eukaryota, Metazoa, Arthropoda, Insecta, Lepidoptera, Crambidae.